CCCAGAGAAACAUAGCGGGUUAUCGUCUUUUUCUGUCACUUUUUGUUGUUGAACCGCCGCAGACCAAACUCCCAGGACCCGAUAUGUCUCCAGAUUUCUGUGCUGAAUCAUCCGUGGAGGAGCGGAGUUCUCCUGAAAACACAGACUAAAAACAUCCCCGACGGAUCCAGGGACAUCUGAUUUAGAGCUAGUACUUUGAACAGGAUAUUUCAGCCAGCCCAGGUCGUGUUUUUAUGCGAGUGUGGACACCGAAACGAUGGCUUUCUUCGUGAAAAAGAAGAAAUUUAAGUUCCAGACCCAUUUAACCCUGGAGGAGCUGACUGCUGUGCCUUUUGUCAACGGAGUUUUGUUCUGCAAGCUGCGGCUGAUGGAUGGAGACUUUGUCGCUACUUCUUCAAGAGAGGAGGUUCACGAGAACUGUGUCCGCUGGAGGAAGAGGUUCACCUUCGUGUCAAAGAUGAGCGCCAACCCUCACACCGGCGUCCUGGAUCCUUCCGUCUGCAGGGUGUCAGUGAGGAAGGAACUCAAAGGAGGAAAAGCAUAUUCUAAGCUGGGCUUCACAGACCUCAACAUGGCCGAGUUUGCGGGUUCAGGCUCGACCGUACGCUGCUGUCUGCUGGAGGGCUACGACACCAAGAACACGCGGCAGGACAACUCCAUACUCAAGGUGAUCAUUGGGAUGACCCUUCUGUCUGGAGAUCCGUGUUUUAAAACACCUCCCAGCACGGCCAAGUCCAUCUCCAUCCCCGGACGGGAACACACCCUGCAGCUGGACUGUAAGGGGGAGGGGACGGCCGAGCCUGGACCUGGGCCCGCUGGAGGGGUUUCUCUGGGCCGAGUCGGCAAACAAAGACCCUCUAUCAUCAGCUCAGGUCUCCUCGAAGAAUCAGAAGUGAACCAGUCAGGGUCUGCAGAAAUCUUUCAGUCGGGUCACUCUCGUAACUCGAGCUACGCCAGUCAGCACAGCAAAAUCUCAGGCUACAGCACUGAGCACUCCUGCUCCUCCAGCCUGUCCGACCUCACCCACCGUAGGAACACCUCCACAGGUAGCAGCACCUCAGGUGGACUGGGCUUCACCACUGACACGCCGGCAGAUGGGGACAAGGACGCUGGACGUCCAGAGAGACCCCCAAGACCCCCAAGGCCUGUCCUACCCCCAAACAGGCCCCCCAGGAGGAAGCAGGACUCGGUGGAGAGUCACCCCUCCUGGGUGAACGACACCCGCAUAGACGCUGACGACAUCGUGGAAAAAAUCGUCCAAAGCCAGAACUUUGCAGACAUCAACAACACUGAAGACAGUAACCUGCGUCUGUUCGUCAGCAGAGACGGAACUACGGCGCUGAGUGGAAUCAGGCUCGGGAACAGGGUGUCUGCCGGCGGCUACGAGCCCGUGGUGAUCGAGAGCCACUAAACGGAGAGCAGAGGUCGACCCCGAGGACCGCCGCGUCUGCUGUCUCUGUAGUUUUCUUGGAGCUUCAGCUGGUCUGAUGCCAUGAGGAGAAAACCUCGUCAGUUUGCACUUUAUGUGAAGUUUGUGUCUGUCUGCACUCCGUUCACAUGUUCACCCCCUAACACUACGAAUUUAAGAGGAUCACGCUCCGAUUUUCCCUCCGUUUGAACAGCAAAAGGUCAAAGUUCAGAUGCUAAAACCAUCUGGACGAUCCUAGGAAGGUUUUCACAACGACCAGUACUUUGGCUCCCAGUUUUAAAAUGAUCCAGUCUCAUUUAAUCACCCAGAGAGGAUCCUUACAUUUAUGAGGAAAACCUCCAAAUUUACGUGUUUGAAAACUCACAAUAAUGAGAAAAAGCUUUUGAGUUUAAAACGUGGGUUCAUGAGAACCAAAACUUUUGAGAUUAUAUGGUUGAAAAAGACGUGACCGUUGAAAAUGCUUACAAGAAAGAAAAUCCUCUACAGACUUCUUACUAGGACUGAUCAAUAAGGAGAUCUUAAGCCCAGAAUAAUCACAAUAUCAGGAUCAGCUUUACAGGCCAAGUUUGCUUACACAACAAUGAAAUUUGACUCUGGUUAGCUUUGCUCUGUGUACAGGAACUAAACAUUAAAUAUAGAAAUAAAUAAAACUGAAAAAGUAUAAAAAUUCAGACUUAAAUUUGUAGAUGCUCUUGUAGGUAUGUGUGCAUUGAUAGUUUGGUUGUAAGAUGUGCAAAGAGUUUAAAUUAUCACCUGGACUUAAAGGAGGCAUUUCUGUAAACUGGGGUGAUCAAACCACUUAUUCAGUUUGAUUCCUUGUACAUUUUUUCCUGUUAAAACUAAAAAAAAUUGAGUCUGUAAAGUCAAAAUUUACAACUUUUUAAACUCAAAGAUUGUGAGGUUAUUGUCUUGUAAAGAAACAGCUUUAUAAUCUCAAAAAUUUUGAUUUUUUUCCUCAUAAAUGUUGGGGUUUUUUUUUACAGACCAUGUGUUAGUUUUUAGUCCUAACUCUCAUCUGUAGGAUUUCUUAGUCAUUUUUGUUCUUCUUCAUGAAAACGUUGAAACAGCUUUAGCUGUGAACGUCUCCACAAUGAAAGAACGUUAAAAUGAGUCAAAAACUGGAUCAUUGAAGCCCAAAUCUAACAGGCAGCACGUCAGCACUGGAUGAGUGAAGAGUCUAGCAGCUGUGAAGCUGCAAGAACUCCAUCGUUUUAGUCUUUUUGAAGUCGUUCCUCGUUGAUCGGGGAAACGUGGCUGAACCACUGAGUGCCUGUAGACGUUCUCUCCUAUGAGCCUAAAGCACCGAUGGCGUGCUGGUGACGGGGAGGAGGGAAGCGUCUCUGUAGUCGCCUUUUCUGGGAAUCCCACUAUUAAUCUCUGCGUUACUCACUACAGUGUGGCUCCGUCUUCAUGAAGGAUCACAUUCAGCAGAGAUUUUUCUAAUUUACAGUCAGAAAAGUGGAAACUGAACAAAAAUCAGCUGGGUCCUGUUUAUACUUUAAAUUUAACACUUGUCUGCCAUUCUGUUACCAAGCAGGAAUCCUCUACAGCAGUGAUACUCACCGCUGGCUCUGGAGCCACAUGUGGCUCUUUUGUGAUGAUUUAUGGCUCUUUCAUGUCUUAGUUAAAAAUUAUUCACCAGAAAACCUUAAAAAGGGAAACU
Molecule: messenger RNA, 3092 nt
Organism: Cheilinus undulatus (humphead wrasse)
Lineage: Eukaryota; Metazoa; Chordata; Actinopteri; Labriformes; Labridae
Gene: eeig1a
Product: family with sequence similarity 102 member Aa
Exons: 12
Coding region: 257-1411 (384 amino acids)
Source: RefSeq, a predicted model, not a curated record